CGCCGCGAGUGGCCCGCUAAGCGAGAAUUGUGUGGGCACAUCCGAAAUUCGCAAGAGUGAACUUGGACAAUCCGACUCUUUCGACAACAACCCUUCCGACACAUCCCAACCCGGUCGACCAAAUUCGCGAUGGCCGAUAUCGACGUUAAGCUCGCUUCCUGGAAGCUGGUCGAGGUUGGCCGCCUUGUCCUGAUCCGCCGCGGCCCCUUCGCUGGCAAGCUCGCCGCCGUCGUCGAGAUUGUUGAUCACCGCCGUGUCCUGGUCGACGGUCCCUCCAGCGAGGAGCAGAAGAUCGUGCCUCGUCACGUUCUGCCCCUGGCUCACGCCACUCUCACCCACUUCGUUAUCCCCCAACUUCCCCGUGCUGCCGGUACCGGCCCCGUCAAGAAGCUGUGGGCUAAGAACGAGAUCGAUGGCAAGUGGGCCAAGUCUGGCUUCGCCCAGAAGACCGACCGCGUUGAGCGCCGCCGGAACCUGACCGACUUCGAGCGCUUCAAGGUUCUGCGCCUCCGCAAGCAGGCCCGCUACGAGGUCCAGAAGUCCCACGCCAAGGUCAAGGCUGCCGCUGCCAAGUCAUAAAUGAUUACGAGGGUUUGGUGCAUAGGAUGAAGGAGGUGUCCUGGGACGGGUUUCCAAUAGCUGGCAAUUUCUACCAGCAAAAUCGCUGUAUGCAUUAAUCGAUCUACAGCAAAAAUGAUUCAACUACCUUGAUAUCCCGGCAAGGGCUUGUGUCAUAGUUCUGCUCUGCGUCUAGGCCCCCAAACCGGGACCUCCUCUUUUUGAUAGAUCUGGGAAAACUCUUCUUGCCGUAAAGGAAAGAGAGCAAAAUGAAUUUAUGUAAAAGUGGCCAGAGAAGAGCUGAUUCCAUUGUAAACGAAAAUAAAAAGUUGCAUUUCCCCGAA
Molecule: messenger RNA, 902 nt
Organism: Penicillium brasilianum
Lineage: Eukaryota; Fungi; Ascomycota; Eurotiomycetes; Eurotiales; Aspergillaceae
Source: the annotation of a GenBank genome assembly